This is a messenger RNA of Gryllus bimaculatus (two-spotted cricket), 1064 nucleotides long. Lineage: Eukaryota; Metazoa; Arthropoda; Insecta; Orthoptera; Gryllidae. The record is from the annotation of a GenBank genome assembly.
UGGUUUUCACACGACUUUUAAAUACGUUGACUCUAACCGUUCGUUAUGUUGGCUCGACGCAUUAGCCAUUACUUUUUUACCACUGCUUUAUACGAAACUCCUAAAUCUCUUACGGUUUGUGCAGUAUCGUGCUGGCGGCAAUUUAGGUGGCCCAGAAGGAUUAUGGUAUUUAAGUUCGAUGAGUGAGUGGGUGCUAGAAUUACUAUUAUAAUAUCGUAUAAUUCUUGACAAGACUGUGUUAGUUUCGACGUUUCGACGAACCUUGUGAUAGAAUGCCAAAAGAGAAUGACUCAUGGGCGACGCAAGCUCUUCGAUUCACCUGGAUUGUGAUGUUGAGAAACCUUCGAGGUCACAGAAAAGUGUACACAGAGGGCAACCGCGUCUCGUCCGUGGGGGACGUCCGUACCCUCUGGCUGGGCGGCGGCGGCGACACCCGCACCAACGCCGGCUUCCCCGACAACCGAGUCAUCACUUCCAAGUAUACCUUAUGGAACUUCCUGCCAAAGAAUUUGUUCGAGCAGUUCCGUCGAAUUGCCAACUUCUACUUCCUGUGCAUGACAAUCUUAGCGCUGAGCAUCGAGAGCCCCGUGAGCCCAGCCACGAGCUUCGUGCCGCUCGUCUUCGUCAUCUUCGUGACGACGGUGAAGCAGGGCUACGAGGACUGGCUGCGCCACCGCAGCGACAAUGAGGUCAACAACGCCCUCGUCACCGUCGUGCGCUGCGGCUGCCGGCAGCGCAUCAAGUCGAAGGAGGUGCAGGUGGGCGACCUGGUGAUGGUGCGGCGGGACGAGGACGUGCCGUGCGACCUGGUGCUGCUGGCGUCCAGCGACGUGGAGGGCCGCGCGCACGUCACCACCGCCAACCUCGACGGAGAGACCAACCUCAAGGUUAUUACUAUCAGUACUAGCCUGCUGGAGACGGACCCGUCGGAGCUGGACGCGGCGUCGGGGGAGCUGGAGACGGCGGUGACGGGGCCGCUGGAGGAGCUGCGCGCGCCGGCCAGCGCCACCUCCUCCUCCAACGCCUCCGCCUCCGUCUCCGCGCUCGACAACACGCUCAAGGAG